GAUCCAAGGAGGUGGUGAUAUCCAUGGACGCACGAAUCCAACUCUCUCAUUUGGAGCGCAGCCUCAGCAGCCCUGCAGUCCGCGUGCUCGUCUCGUUCAGUCUCAAACCAAAACAGAGGGACUAACUGUGUCUGCAAUUACAGAAUCGGCGAUUGGAGCAGUAAAACGCGAUUAUUUCCACACUUUUGGAGUGGAUCUGAUAAUCUGAAGAUAUUCUGGGAUUAUGAAGAGGAAUCCGGGAUUCUUUCAUCCUUGGGAAAGGAUGUCACCCUUUUGAGCUCCAGCUGACUUAUUUUGAAUUUUAUUUCUCAUUUGAUACAUUUAUUUUAACUUGAAAAACGUUUUACAUUAUUUAAAGAAAAACAAUGGACCGUGCAGGAUUUGCUGUCUUCAUGGUUGUCGCUGUUGCGCUCGUGCGCAUUGGCGGCGGUCACAAGGAGACGACAGGUGAGAGGGAAGAGGGCGCCGAAGCGGGGCGGCAGUCCCCGGAGAUCAGUCAAGGUCACCCGUUCGCAUCCGGCGGACACGCACCGGGGUCCGAGAGUCCGCUCCGCGCCCCCAGAGCUGCAUCACCUCAGGAUGAACACAGAUCCAAAACUCCCCGGGACGCGCUCGACUCUGCGCCCAGAGACGGCACGCUGCGCACCGCCAGACACCCGCAGAGCCAGCAGCAGAGAGUGAACCGCAGGCAGAGCAGCAAGCCCAGCUCUGCCAGCAGGCGACUCGCAGGGCCUAACGUUUGUGGCGGACACCAGUGCUGCUCUGGCUGGGCAGUGGCUCCAGGAACCAACCGCUGCAUAAAACCUGACUGCCAGCCCCCCUGCCAGAACCGUGGCUCGUGCAGCCGGCCACAUACAUGUGUGUGUCGCUCAGGCUUUCAGGGCCCCCGCUGUGAAGAGGUGGCCCCAGAGCAGGUGUACAUUCGAGAACGAGGCACCCUGAGGCGCGUUGAACCUGGAAGCAACCCAUUCCAGAGAGACCGACCGCAGAGACGGCCGUCAGAGAGGGAUGGCACAGAUACCACCAAGGCGCAGACUCCACGACCUCUGACCUCCAAACUGUCUGUCCACUCUGGGAGCCAAAUGAAGCGGGACCCUCAAGACUCCUCGCCCCAACACUCAGGGACCUCCCGUACCGUCAAGCGUUAUCCAUCAUCCUCUGGGCCUAUAACCUCCAAUGCUCUACCAAGUAGUAACGGCCACGCUCACAGUGUUGAUCACAGCUGGUACAAUCAUAGGAAUGGACACAGCAACACUCCAUCUGGACCCUCUUCUGGCUCUCACAGGCAGACCAACAACCGACAACUACAAGGACAGUUCAACAACGUGUUGCUGCCAGCAGGUGCCAACCUCACCUCGAACCUGGACCGCAUCAAGAUCGUCUUCACACCCAUGAUGUGCAACAGGGUGUGCAAUGGCGGACGCUGCUACAACAACUGUGAGAAGGGAGACAUUACCACUGUGUACAGUGAAACUUCGCAGCAGCAGCAGCAACAGCCAAAGAGCCAGGGCUUCAGACUCUUCUUCUGUCAGAUCCCCUGUCUGAAUGGAGGGCGAUGCAUCGGGAGAGACUUGUGUUGGUGUCCGUCAAAUUCAACAGGGAAGUUUUGUCACCUUGCAGCUCCGCCUCCUGCCAGACCCUCUCCUCACAGCCGCACACUCACCGCCCGCCACGGAGCCAAGCCACCAUCCCACUCCAUGUACACCCUUCCACUAUCUAAUCAGCAAGUGUCUCUGCACCCAUCCUUGGUGAACGUUCACAUUCAGCACCCGCCCGAGGCCGAGGUCCAGAUCCAUCAAGUCGCUCGAGUCCAGCCGGGGCAGAGGCUGGCCAACACAGAGGGAGUCCAUUCUGUCCAGCAGCGCUCACAGCCGGGAAAUGGGCGCCAACACCCCAGUGAACACGGCAGCAGACAGUCUCACUCCACUGGGCAUGAAAACAGCCACGCUACAGCACACAGCCGGCAGAAUGAAGUAGUUGGGAGAUGCUUUCAGGAGACGGCUGAUGGACAGUGUGGCAAGCCUCUGCCAGGCCUGACCAAACAGGAUGAUUGCUGUGGAAGUAUUGGUGCCUCGUGGGGUUUAAAUAAGUGCCAAGAAUGUCCAACCAAACCAGCGUAUGCAGUAAUUGCAAACGGACAAGUUCAGUGUCCUAAAGGUUUCAAAAGGAUGAAUGCCACACACUGUCAAGACAUCAAUGAGUGCCUGCUGCCUGGAAUUUGUAAAAAUGCUGAAUGUGUCAACGCCAAAGGAAGCUACCGGUGCACGUGUAAACCCGGUUACAUGUUAGAUGCUGCAAGGAGCCAUUGUGUCUCGGACAAGGCUGUCUCCGAAGAGAGGGCGUCCUGCUACAGGUCGGUCGCCUCAGGUUUAUGCUCUCUGCCACUGGCCAACCAUCUCACCAAGCAGAUCUGCUGCUGCAGCCGUGUGGGCAAGGCCUGGGGUCCCAGCUGCGAUCGUUGUCCCUUGCCGGGUUCAGACCACUUCAAGGAGAUCUGCCCAGCCGGACAUGGAUACACAUACUCACGCUCAGAUGUGCAGAUAUCCGUCCGGCAGCUGGAGGAUGAUGAGCUGCAGAGCACAGGAGUGUCUCUUGAGGAGCACUAUCCUCAGUUUCCAUCGUCCCAGCCCUCGCUGCCCUUUCCCAGUGGGCCGCAGAACCCCAGUUACCCUCAGACACCGCAAGUGCCCCAGUACCCUGAUUACCACGACACGCCACGAAUACCCCAGCACCCUUUGAGCCCGCAACAUCCGUCAUAUUCAGAGAAUGAAGCAGCUGAACACGCAGAGGGUAGCGAAUUCCUCCUUUCGCCAGCUGUUGUGACUGACUCUCCAUUGAAGCAGCCAGGUAUUAACAAGUGCGCUUCAAUACCCUCUAUAUGCGGCCGUGGAAAAUGCAUUUUGGUACAGACUGGCUACACUUGUCUGUGUGAACCUGGAUUUAAGCUCAGUGCCUUGCAGACCAAUUGCAUCGAUGUAAAUGAGUGUGAUGAAAACCCAUGUGAAGGGAAGGGUCGCUGCAUAAACAGCUAUGGCUCCUACUCAUGCCAGUGCCACAGUGGUUACAGCCAGGUGAUCACACAGAACAGGAAGUUCUGUCAAGACAUUAAUGAGUGCAGCAUGCCCAACAAAUGCCAGAAUGGGAAAUGCGUCAACACGGAAGGAUCUUACACCUGUGAAUGCAACAGUGGUUUUGCCAAAUCGUGGAGAGACCAAUGUGAAGAUGUAGAUGAGUGCAAGGAUCCCAGCUCGUGUCCCAGCGGGAUCUGCAUCAACACACUGGGCUCCUUCCAGUGCCAGGCCUGCAGCCCCGGGUUUAGACUCAUCAAUGAAAGAUGUGUGGAUGUAAACGAAUGCUUGAACCAGACAGUGUGCGGUCGGGGUAGGUGUGUCAAUACACAGGGCUCCUAUCGGUGCAAUUGUUUUCAUGGCUACAAACUCUCUUCGGACAACGUUUGCCGAGAUGUGAACGAAUGUGUCCUGCCGGAAGUUUGCAACCACGGCCACUGUGUCAAUCUGGAAGGCACCCAUGAAUGCACCUGUAACCAUGGUUACCAAGUUACUCCAGACAGAAAAUCCUGUGAAGAUGUCAACGAGUGCGGAACUGGUAAUGCCUGCCCUGUGGGAAUUUGCAUCAACACUGCAGGUUCCUACACUUGCCAGAACUGCAGACCCGGAUUUGGACCAUCUGCUGACGGACUUAGAUGUGAAGAUAUUGAUGAAUGUGCCCGGGGUGACAUGUGUCUGGGCGGGGUGUGUGCCAACACAGAAGGAUCCUUCAUUUGCUCCAGAUGUAGGGCUGGCUACAGAGUGUCUUUGGACCAGCAGAGCUGUGAAGAUAUCGAUGAGUGCCAGUCCCUCUCUACAUGCGCCAAUGGAAUCUGCCUAAACUCUGAGGGCUCGUACUCCUGUGAGAACUGCCCCGCUGGGUACAGGGUUUCGCAUGACGGGGAAUUCUGCAAAGAUAUUGAUGAAUGUGCGCUUCCCACAACAUGCCCCCAGGGGACUUGUACGAACACAGAGGGUUCGUUCACGUGUGUCACCUGUCAGCCUGGUUUCAGGGUCUCUGAUGAUGGGCAGCAGUGUGAUGAUGUGAAUGAGUGCCUGGGCUCUAGUGUGUGCCCGGGUCAGAUGUGCUUGAACACCCAAGGAUCUUACACCUGCCAGAGCUGUCAAACUGGCUUUCAGCUGUCUGAAGAUGGACACACUUGUCAAGACAUAAACGAAUGCCAAACUCCGGGCGUUUGCCCAUCAGGUGUCUGCACCAACACAGAGGGUUCCUUUUCCUGCACGGCCUGCGCUCAGGGCUUCACAGUGACACCCAAUGGCCUCUCAUGUGAAGAUGUGGACGAAUGUCAGGACACCAGCCUGUGUCUUGGAGGCCGAUGCACCAACUCCAUUGGCUCUUUUAGCUGCUCAUGUCCAUCUGGUCUUGAGUUGGUUGAUGAAAAGUUUUGCAGAGAUGUGGACGAAUGCAACAACGACGACACGUGCGUCCGGGGACAGUGCAUCAACACUGAUGGCUCUUUCCUGUGCUUGUGUGAAGCCGGCUUUAAAUUUAGUGUUGAUACAUCUGACUGUGAAGACCAGGAUGAGUGCAAGGAGUUUGGAAGCUCAGUGUGUGGUACCUGGCGCUGUGAGAACACCAUCGGCUCCUAUAAAUGCUUCAUGAAACAUCAGUCAAGCAGUCUUGAGGAAGAUUAUGAUAUUAAUGAGUGCAACAAUGAAACCAUCUGUGGGGAGCACGGCUUCUGCGAGAACACAGACGGCUCCUUCCGCUGCCAGUGUGACAGAGGAUACACUAACCCAGCCGGGGAUGUGACUCAGUGUGUUGAUGUGAACGAGUGCGAGAUGAGCUCGGCUCUGUGCGGGGACGCCAUGUGUGAGAACUACGAUGGAAGCUUCCUGUGCAUCUGCCCCAACGACAAUGAGGAAUUCGAUCCCAUCACCAGCCGGUGCCGCUCCAUGGCUAUGUUUGACACCAAACCCGUUUAUCCAUUCACCCCCUCCUCGGACGAAAGGAAGGAGUGCUACUAUAACUUGAACGAUGCGAACUAUUGCAACAACGUCUUGUCUCGCAACACCACGAAGCAGGAGUGCUGCUGCACCGCCGGGGCAGGUUGGGGAGACAACUGCGAGAUCCACGCCUGUCCUCUUCCAGGAAAAGACGAUUACAACCAGCUAUGUCCUCAUGGAAGUGGAUUUUUACCGUUGCCAGAUUCAUUGAAGCAAAGUCAUGGAAAUCGGCUGCCUUACAUAGAUGCCAAUGAAUGUGAGAUGUUCGGAUCAGAGAUCUGUAAGAACGGACAGUGUUCAAAUAUAUUCGCUACAUACACUUGCUUCUGCCGCUCUGGCUUCUACUAUGACAACAUCCGGCUUGAGUGUGUAGACUAUGACGAGUGUCAGUUUGAGAAUACCUGUGAGAACGGCGCUUGUGUGAACACGGCUGGAUCUUUCAACUGUUUCUGUAGUCCUCCUUUAGUCCUGGACAGCUCGCUUCACCGCUGCGUCAGUCCUAACAGUACAGAAGAAACGUUUGAAUAUGGUCAAGAUGUGCAUGAGGAUAUUUGCUGGCGGCGACUGGAGGAAGUAAACAUGUGUGCAGACCCUCUCCCGGAGCGCAGAACUACCUACACUGAAUGCUGCUGUCUGCACGGCAUCGCCUGGAGCGAUCAGUGUGCCUUUUGCCCCAGGAAAGAUUCUGCUGACUAUGCAACAAUGUGCAACUUACCCUGGGAAGGAGGCUCAGAUAGUCUUCGAGAUCAAAUAGGAUUUGAGUACGGUCCCGAGGGCCCAGAAGAUCCUUCUGUACCAUUUCUUCCUCCAUAUUGGGAUAACUAUGGUGGCCCUGGAGGAACAUAUGACAUUCCUGAGAGUGUUCCCCUGUUUCAUGAUCAUGACUACAAUGUUCAGCAGCCUCCUGUUCGUGUCCCCGUCGUGCGACCAGGGAGUCACCCACAGCCAGUGAAUCCUCACAGUGAGCACCACAAUGCCUUCGAGGGUCUCCAAGCGGAGGAAUGCGGGAUCUUAAACGGGUGUGAAAAUGGUCGCUGCGUUCGCGUGCAAGAGGGCUACACCUGUGACUGCUUUGACGGCUACGAACUUGACCUGAGCAAGAUGGCCUGUGUCGACAUAAACGAAUGCGAGGACAUCAGUGACAAGGUCCCCUUAUGUCACAACGGACAGUGCACCAACACUGAGGGAUCCUACAAGUGCACCUGUUUGGCGGGCUUUGUGGCUUCAGCAAAGCCGCACACGUGCAUCCCAACAAUCCCAGAUCCAAAGCUGAGGGACUCGGAAAAAUGAGAGAAAGACUCCUCCCUCUGAGAUCUUCCCCCAACCCCCUUUGGCACUAAACCUGCAACAGCACCGCUGAAACGUCCAAGAAUAUAUAUGUUUUUUAAGAUAACUCACACAACUGCCCUUUAUUUACAUUCAAGAAGUCUUGGAAGUGUGCAAUGAAUGUAUUACAUAGCUUUUAGUACGCACCAGAUAUCCAUUUGCCUUAGAGGGAUUUCACAACUGAUCUAUUAUAUUCAGUAAACCCUUGAUGAUUUGAUAUGCAGAUUUUCUCUCAUCUGUGUUUACUUCUUUUUGUAAAAUGACAUUAUUUAUUUCAUUGAAACGACAGGCCUCUGUACAUUCAGAAAGUAUUUCAGUGGGCAAACACAGUCAUUUUUUGUUUUUCUUGUAACCAUUUGACCAGAGAGCAUAGGUGGGAAGAAAACGUGUAUUUUUAUCACAGAAAGAAUAUGGAAAAACGAAACUAUUCAUGUGUCAUAUCCGCAGAAUUUUCCCUACAUCUUCUGUUCAACAUUCAAGAUGAGGAAAUAUGAAAAUGUUUCAAUUACAAACUUCAGCUUGGGUCAAUUCAAAAGAAGACUGUAAAUGUAUAUCAGAAUUUAGGUAAUAAUUAUCCAAAAAUGUCAGUUUGUUCAUAUGAUUUUAACACCAUUUCUAGAGUUCCAUGGAGCUCCAUUUGUUUGCCUAUCUGUGUUCUUCAUCAGACAUUUUCAUUCAUUGGACUAUUUCCCAGACUUGACUGCUAAAAGGAGACACUGGUUGUUUGACAUGGUGACACACGCCUACAAAACACUUUAAUCUCCCAUCACCAUGUGUGCCUUUCUGCAAGCAUGUAAAGACAGAAGCUGUGUUUGAGAGGUUUUGUACAGAACUUUGUAUUAUUUUUGCUACGUUAUCUUCCUUUAUUAUAGCACAACUAAUAUUUUUGACAUACAUUUUCAAAAUGCAAAAAAAAAAUGCAUAAAUAGAUCCAUGUGUGUUUGUAAAAAUAUGCCUUUUGACUUAUUUUCUGAAGUUUUUAAAUAUAAGAAGAGAGGUGGACUCUGUACCAUAGGAACUGUGUGUAUACCCUGCCCUGUGGAGCAGACAAUGAUAUAUACAUUAAAAUAUUUGAUUUUCUUUUGAAAGAAGGAUGGAUGACAGCACGAUUUUAAAUCUCUUUUUUAAAUAUAGAAUCUGUUAUUUUCAUUCAUUUAGAUAUAAUCACCAAUGUCUGUUUGUCACAAUAUUUCUAUAUGUAAUUUAUUUUAGAUUGUAUUAACAUUCUUGUUUGGUUUAUCAUCUUAUUUUCUCUCAUACUGAAUACAAAAUCACCACAUUCAUACAUACUGACACUGGCAGGAAGACAAUAUUCAUUCAAUUCUGAUAUUAACCAGCAUUCAAAACCAGCAGAACCCUUCUAUUAAUGCUUCACACGAACCCCUCUGUGUUUUCUGUUGUUGUUAAAUCACUGCAUGACCCAGACAAGUCUAACCAUGAGGCAUAAGAUCAAACUUUUAACAAAAAAAUUGAGACAAUUGUCUUAUUGGAAAGCUGUUUUGUUUACAUGUUUUGUUUACAUCUUGGCUGUAAGCAGUCAUUUAAAUAAAUCCUAAAAACAUU
This is a messenger RNA of Oryzias melastigma (Indian medaka), 7904 nucleotides long. Its product is annotated as latent-transforming growth factor beta-binding protein 2. Gene Ontology annotation, molecular function: calcium ion binding. The coding region runs from base 366 to 6305 and encodes 1979 amino acids. Lineage: Eukaryota; Metazoa; Chordata; Actinopteri; Beloniformes; Adrianichthyidae. The record is from RefSeq and is a predicted model, not a curated record. The transcript has 39 exons.